Messenger RNA from Pelodiscus sinensis (Chinese soft-shelled turtle), 823 nucleotides. Lineage: Eukaryota; Metazoa; Chordata; Testudines; Trionychidae. The record is from RefSeq and is a predicted model, not a curated record.
UCAGAGACAUUGAGGGGUGUCGCUGGGCUAGAGAGGUUCAACAUACACGGGCCCUUGACGCUGCUGAUCCACUGGGAUAUCACCCCUUUGCUAAAGGAUCCUAUCGCCUUCGGGGCUAUGAUUGAUAUUUGGGAAGAUCAUUUAAAGACACGCUACUCUAUGGUCGACUACAUUGCAGGUCUGGAUGCCCGUGGUUUCCUCUUUGGCCCCGUUCUGGCACAGAGACUAGGGAUUGGCUUUGUGUUAAUACGAAAAAAGGGGAAGCUGCCGGGUCCAACCAAGUCUGUCUCAUAUGCCCUUGAAUAUGGCCAGGCUGAACUUGAGAUCCAGAGCGAUGCCUUGAAACCAGGGGAGAAGGUGAUCCUUGUUGAUGACCUGCUUGCAACCGGAGGUACCAUGCGUGCAGCCUGCGAGCUGAUCGAGAAGAUGAAGGCUGACGUCCUAGAGUGCUCGGUGGUCAUAGAGUUAAAAUCUCUGCAAGGGGCAGAAAAGCUGAAGCCCGUUCCCGUCUACUCUCUGCUGCAGUAUAACUAACGAUCUUCAGACCGGAGAAUGCUGCUGUGUUCGGAUCACAGCUGCCUUCUCACUGGAGAGCUGCGACGGUGUCUCACCUCAGACAAUUGCUUGAAGGCAACAGGUGCUAGAACUGUGUGUUUUCAGGGCGGGAGGAAGGGGAGCUGUGGAGAAUACUGUCCUGUGUGUGUGUCCCACUGUUUCCUCGAGAGAGAGUAAAACAAGCUUGGAUUUCCACGUAGAUGUGGGGCUGGUGCGGUAGCAGACCUGCUUCUGGUUGUUUCCCCCCAUUAAAAUGGCCUUUUAGAGA